This is a messenger RNA of Clonostachys byssicola, 1788 nucleotides long. The record is from the annotation of a GenBank genome assembly. Lineage: Eukaryota; Fungi; Ascomycota; Sordariomycetes; Hypocreales; Bionectriaceae.
AUGACGAGACCUACUUCGCUAGUCGAGCUCCUCCUCUGGGCAGGUACAGUCCACUCGUGGCCUCAGUUAGCACCAUCAGUCGAAUCAACGUCAAUCAUUCCGUAUACUCCAGGUUCAUCCAGGUCACUACCACAAGUCGAUGAAGCCGAAUCUUCAGAGACACUGCAUAUCCCCUCCACACGACAGCCCGAUCUCCCAGUCGACGAGGAUUUGAAUGAAUUCUCAUAUACGCUGCCCGUCGGCCUAACACGAGGCUUGCCAGCCGAGGAUGAAGUAGUACCAGGAACAUUUACUCUGCCUAUCAUUCAUGCCACCAAGCCCGGACUAGUAAGUCGAUCCGUCGAGGUGAAGCUUGAAAACCGGUCCGAUGUCGCAUACUAUGCUCAACUCCAAUUCGGAACCCCUUCCCAGGCGAUUUAUGCUCAGCUUGACACCGGCUCCUUUGAGUUGUGGGUAAAUCCCACAUGCUCCGGCCUCUCCACCCCCGACGCCAAGUUCUGCGAAGCCGUCGGCAAAUACAAGCCCGGAAGCUCCUCCACAUCCAAGUCUCUGUCCAAGAGCGGGAAGCUCAACUAUGGCAUCGGCGGCGCCGAGGUCGACUAUUACUCGGACACGAUUGGCCUCUCGAGCUCCUCGAAGCUCAAGAACGUCCGCUUCGGCGUGGCCUCCAAGACUGAGGACCAGUUCGCAGGCGUGCUGGGUCUCGGCCAUGGGAAGGGCUUCAACACGGACUACCCCAAUUUCCUGGAUGAGCUGUCAACCCAGAAGCUGGUUGACACGAAAUCGUUCAGCGUGGCGCUGGGCAGCAAGGCUGAGGGCGGCGGCGUCAUCGUCUUUGGCGGGGUAGACACCUCCAAGUUCUCUGGCAAGCUUGCAAGCCUUCCCUUGAUUGCUGCCUCUGACGCUCCUGACAAGGUAGCGAGGUACUGGGUAUCUAUGGAGUCAAUCUCCCACAGUCCUCCUAACAACGGCAAGGGGAAGACGUGGGAUAACACGAAGCUGCCCGUGUUCCUUGAUACUGGGGCCACACUCACGCUUUUACCCAGUGAUGUGGUGAAAGCCAUUGCUGCUGAUCUCAAGACCACGGGAUUGGAUGACGCCGGAUUUUACGGCGUGGACUGCGGCCUUGUUUCGCAGCCCGGAACAGUGGACUUCAAGUUCAACGGCGUAAUAAUCAAGGUGCCCUACAAGGAGAUCAUCAGGGAAUUCUCCUCGAUGAAGAAAUGCUACCUUGGUAUUGCUGCCAGUGAUAAGUACUCAUUGCUUGGUGACACGUUCCUCCGCUCGGCAUACGUUGUCUUUGACUUGGAUUCAGACACAAUCUUCAUGGCCCCAUAUGAAAACUGCGGCAGCUCCGUUUCCAAAAUCACGUCUUCCAAAGACCUCAACGGUCUCAAGGGCACAUGCAGCAGCAACGACGACGAUACCGAGAACAGCGGAAACGGCACCGACAGCAAUGACACCAACAACCAAAAGUCCGCGACCUCAACAUCAAACUCCAAGACCGCAUCCCCCACACAAACGACCCAGCCGCUGACGACGAAAAUCCCACUCAUCUCCUCCGCGACCGAGGCACUCGACCUCGCCACCGGGUCCCCGAGCCUCGUCACCAGCACCACCAGCGCCUCGGGAUCAGAGCAUACGGGGCCUUCGGGGAACACCCGCGAGGGAAGCAUCGACAACCUGCUUGGCCACGAAAGCGACGGCAGCGCCGCUGGGCCAUUGUUUUGUCUUAGCAAGGCGCUGCUUGGGGUCAGCCUAGCAUCUAUGGUGGUUCUUUUUAUGUAG